UCUGUCACGGACGCGCACACAGCAGCUCAACAUUUGAGAAUAGAGCUUAACUAUCUGCACAUACAUCAUCCUAAAGCUACAAUCAAAACAUCACAUAAUUACAAUUAACGACAUUUUUCUCCACUGGAAAUUGAUGAAUUUGCCUGACCGGUCGCCGUAGCGGUCCAUCCGAUCGUUAUUGCUCUUAUAUCCUUCCUUCCUUCCCGCAUCUAAAGACUGAUCUACGCUACAAGAUGGCUGAGUUGAAUUUGGGGAAGGGGCUGACCGCAGGGAAAGUGGCCAGCAACGUCCAGAAAAAACUAACAAGAGCCCAAGAAAAGGUUCUUCAGAAGCUUGGCAAAGCCGAUGAAACCAAAGAUGUUGCUUUUGAGGAGGGAGUGAUCAACUUUAACAAACAAUAUACUGAAGGCAGCAAACUGCAAAGGGACCUACGGGCAUACCUGGAUGCAGUGAAAGCCAUGCACGAGUCCUCCAAUAACGUGCAGGCGUGUUUGGCUGACAUGUACGAGCCGGAGUGGUACGGCAAGAACGAAGUCGAUUCCGUUGUGGAGGACUGUGAUGUACUGUGGACUGACUACCACCAAAAGUUGGUCGAUCAUGCUCUCAUCUCCAUGGAUACUUACCUGGGCCAGUUCCCUGAUAUCAAGGCACGUAUAGCUAAGAGGGACAGGAAGCUGGUUGAUUAUGACAGCGCCAGGCACAGCUAUGCCACCACACACAAGACCAAGAAAAAAGACGGGAGUAUUAAAAUUACCAAGCCCUCGUCUUUGUUGGAGAGGGCCACUCCGGGUUGGGCUCAGGGUAUCUUGUCUGCACACAAUGUUGCCCAGAGCAGUCUGUCCAGGAGCCAGGCUGAGGAAGAGUUGGACAGAGCCCAGAAGGUGUUUGAGGAGAUUAAUAUUGACUUGCAGGAGGAAUUACCUUCACUCUGGAACAGUCGUGUUGGGUUUUAUGUCAGCACCUUCCAGAGUUUGUCUGGUUUUGAGGAGAAGUUUCACAAGGAAAUUGGCCGGUUGGAUCAGGAUUUGUACAACACUUUAGAGAAAUUGGAGAGAACAGACACGCAGCAACCAAGCAGAAAGACAGAUACCCGCGGCGCCUCAUCGUCAGGAACAAAUAGGAGUGCAACAAGUGGAAGAGAAGCAUCUAACCACAGUCUCAGGCCAGGAGGACCACCGCCAAUCCCCAAAUCUCCAUCCAAGCUGAGGCCUGCAAUGCCUCCUCCACCCAAGGUGACCCCAUCUAAGGAGAUGAAAGCAGAGAACAUCAUCAGCCUGUUUGAUGCUGCAGCUACUCCUGAUAUCAGCGUCACCUCCCCUACAGAGCCCGCAAACUGGGACUCAUGGCAUGAGGACAGUGCUGCCCAGGAAGAGUACACCGAGCAGCACUAUGACGCUGUGACUGCUGCUGCAGAUGCCUGGGGGGAUGAUGGUUCGCAGCCUAUCCACUAUGACCCCAUAGCAGCUGCCACAGACGGCUGGGGGGAUGACGGAACCAUACCAGUUCGCUAUGACGCUGUGGUUCCGGCUCACGAGGUAGGGGGGGAUGAUGAGAGCCAGCAGGUUAAUAACGAUUCUGUGGCUGAAGCCCAGGAGGACUGGGACGAUGUCGGGGGCCAGCCAGUCACAGAGGAGGUGCCCACCCCGGAGGAUGAAACACCUGCAGCUGAGGCUCCAGCUGAUGCUGUUGAGGAAGAAGCCACACCGGCGGCCGCUACGUUGGAUGAUGAAGAGGGUCAGGGUGAGACUGCGGCAGCUGCUGCAGCACGGGAGGAAACAGCGCCGGAGGAAGCCGCUCCGGAGGAAGCAGCACUGGAGGAAGAAGCACCAGCAGAGGAGACGCCUGAAGUAGCGGCAGAAUCAACAAAAGUAGCAUCACAGCCUCCAGAAAUGCCACCUGGCUUCUUGUUCAAGCUCCAGGUGAUGCAUGAUUAUGCUGCCAACGACACAGACGAACUGGAGAUGAAGACUGGUGAUGUGGUGCUGGUAAUCACCUUUGACAACCCGGACGAGCAGGAUGAUGGCUGGCUGAUGGGAAUGAAAGAGGACGACUGGAAGCAAAACAAAGAAAAUGCCGCUAAAGGAGUAUUCCCUGAAAACUUCACCCAGAGGCUGUGAAAGAGGAGGACAGGACGUCAUUCCAGCUUUCUUCUUCAUGUCUCUCUUCCUAUUGCCUCAAUCCUUCCUUCCCUCUCUGAUACUGUAUCUUUACUAGGACUUUGGCCAUAGAAGCAGAGCUGUCACAGCCCGGGCUGAAAUCCUGCAUUUCUAAGGUCUGCUACACUGUGCUAAAAGUGGAUCUUGGCAUUUCUGUGGAUUUCUGCCAACAUUUACAAUUACAGAGGUAACCAUUUCACAGGUGCCACUCUUAAUUUUCUCGCUGCACUAUUGCUGCUACUCCAUGCCGGAAGAAUUGAUUUGAGAAUCCUGAUCAUGCAGGAUAGAUGCGGGGAUGGGUGCCUCUGCAAUGGCUACUGCUGCAAUUGCAUUAUAAUGUUUCAUUCUUAGUCAUGUCUCCACAUAAACUCUCCUAGACAUAUUCCACCACCAUAACAGAGAAAAUGUCUUUUGAUCGGUGCUUUUGUUCAUCUGAUACUGAAAGAUUGGGAACAGUGUAAAAUGAUAAAGUCAAUGCCAAGUGUAGCAGAGUAUCCCUAUACACAAGCCCCAACAUCUGUUUUAUAAUGGGGUGUAGUUAUUAAAGCUAUGCUAACAGGAAGGUAAACACAAACUGAGUAGAUUCCUGUUUAGAAACAUUCACCCAGCAGAGUAACACACUGGAAAAAGUAGAAACAACUCCUGCUCAGGCAACUUCCCCAAAGUCAAAUUGUGAAAAUACCUUUGAACAGAUGAGGUACAGAUUCAGCACCUAACCAGCCCAUACACUUAAAAACAGUGAGGACUUUAAACAAUAUUAGCAAUCUCAUCAACCACAGGGCUUGACUUUAGCCACUCACGACUUUGAGUGGGUUGUUGAAACAAAUCUCUAUUUUUGGCAAUAGCCUAUUUUAGCCACAAGUGUAGCCAUCAAUUGUCUUUUUAUUUCCCUCACCUCUGUCCAUUUGCUUAUAUUUGGUGGCUGGCUGCAAUUCUGAGCAUACAUAAGUGGAGCAUAUCAAGGGGCGUGUUAGUAAAAAUAAAGCAUUGCAGAUUUGGUGCCAGUAUUUGCUAUUUACUGAUCCACAAUCCCUCUAAUUAGUCCUGGGCUUCUGCUGCUGUCACAAUGCCUGUUGGACACUUUCAGCCCAUCUUUAACUCCUACUCUAAUUAUUUACUUGUGAAACAUUGAAACAUGGGCCCCUGGUUGUUGUAUUAGUUUAGAUUCAAUAGUGGUAUGAGUAGUAUAAACCUCUUGAUAAAAUCCAAAUCAAUGCAUUUAACUGGCACCAACUUACUUAAAGACAGCAGGAAUUCAAUAUAUAAAUGCUUUAAAAUUCCAAACAGAACAUUUUUUGACAGUGUCCUAUAGACUAGAAAAACAAAACUGUUUUCAUCUUUGACGGUCAUGUUUUUUAUUCGUUGUUGUUUAAAUUUGUGUGAAGUUGUGUGGAGUGGGCAUGUAAAAUAAUAUUUUCAAGGAUUUCUUUUUUUUCAAAAGGGAUUCCAAAUAUGCAUUAGCCUGGCUCGCUAAAAAGCUGGCCACCAAACUACAAUAAUAAGCUGCUACUGGUAGUAUAAUAGUAAGGUAGAAAUGGUUCACCUAAAUACUAAUCAAAUAUAUAAUUACUGAGCCAGCCUCAUUCGUUUUUGAGAAAUGUGCCGAAAACAAAUCCUUCCGUUUGCAUUGAGACGACUUGACUCCAAUGCAGAUGAUUCAGAAUAUGCACCAGAGCAACUUCUUUUAUUUUUGUAUGCUGCCAAGCAAUGAUUACAUAUAGCCUAAUGUAUAUGUCAACAUAAUUGCCAACUUACUGUAGGAUGUUAUGGAGUGUUUUGUACUUCUGUCAGGUUUACUGCUCUCAACAUAGCCGCUUACUGUAGGUAAUCAAAACUAUCUCACAUUCAUUCAGUCACUGACUCAGAAGAGAUUCACAUUGUUCAUAAUGUUAUUAACACGUAAUAACUGUGCGAGAAAACGGUUGUGUGCGAUUGUGUGUGUGUGUGUGUGUGUUUACGGGUUGGUUUGAAACAUAAAUUCUUUAUCUAUAGGCUAUUGUUAUUGGACAAUAUCAGCACCACCUAACAAGGGACGAGGUCGUUCGUUCUACAGGAAGUUUUUUCUGAAUGGACAAAGACAACUCAAACGUAUUUGGGUCUUUUUCCACAGGCUGGUAUUAUGGUUCCAGGUGUUAUUGUGCAUUUGUUGUGUAUAAGUGUAAUUUUGCCAAGCUGUGAUGACAGAUACAUAUUCUAUAAAGACAUUCAUAUCUGUAUGUAAGUUACUGUGAGCAUGCUGACUACCCAUGUGUUGUUGUGUGAACACCCUUAAUUUAAGACAAUGAUACUUGGGACACUUUUGAGGCAGCUGAAACAGGCAAUUUUUUUUAUUUUGUUAUUCUUAGAAAGAGGGAUGGCGGUUAUAUAAUGUGUGUUUUUCCACCAUUCCCUCUCAAAUCAGAUCUGAUUAUAAUUGCUGGUUAUCAGCCUUGCCUCAAAAUGUUGCCGGGCUAUCGUGGUCCAAACAGACUUAAACAUGAUUACAUGAAGACAGGACGCAUAGAGAAAUUCUUCAAACCACCAGACUCAGGUGGACACAUUUUUGUAAUGGUUUUCAGUAUUUUAACAACUUGAGAUGUGCAUGAUUUUUUCAUAUGUAUUUAAAGAAGCCUCACAUGUGAGAACAUCACCUGCACAUUUAGGUAAACUGAUCACUUUCAUAUUUUUAUUUUUAAACAUAUGUAACUUGGUGAGCGCUCCACCUGAGUCUGGUUCUCUAUUUGUCUAUAUAAAGAUGAAGAUGUCUCCUGUGAUGAGCUAUGGGAUACGACAAAAAUGUUUUUCCUGUACCUAACUGACCAAUAAUAAUAAAGAUUACAUAGAAUCUC
Messenger RNA from Cottoperca gobio, 4984 nucleotides. It is a transcript of the gene bin1a, whose product is annotated as bridging integrator 1a. Gene Ontology annotation, cellular component: plasma membrane; cytoplasm; synaptic vesicle. The transcript has 19 exons. Lineage: Eukaryota; Metazoa; Chordata; Actinopteri; Perciformes; Bovichtidae. Bases 234 to 2117 code for a protein of 627 amino acids. The record is from RefSeq and is a predicted model, not a curated record. Gene Ontology annotation, molecular function: phospholipid binding; tau protein binding.